GCACAGAAGGCUGAGGCAAAGUAUAGUGGGAGCAAAGAGAGAGGAGAGACCGAGGAGUAGUACACAGGACGGAUACUUCUUAUUCCAAGAGUUUAGACACAGUUGUGGACGGCAGUGUGCAGUUUGGACUUUGUUUGCAGAAAGUGAGGAGACCCUGCAGUGCAGACAAAGAGUAUUUAGCGAGCUGCCUGCAGAGACACACAAACUUCCCAACAUCUGGUCUGCUGGAGGACGGGGCGAUCCGGAGAGAGAAACUUUGGAGGCGGAGAGAAAAACUAUCUUCGCUGGAGAAAAUGCAUUGAAUUGGGAGUUUUGGGGGGCAACUACAUGACCCGAGAAGAGAUUCGGCGGUCGUGUAAAGUGACAAGAGUGGAGGGAAAGAGGACGGGAAAGGUCUCGGAGGGCGAGAAGUCCACCUGGAGCGGUCAGAGAAUGAAUUAGAAAAGUGUUUGGUUGCAGCGCGUCCCAGCCAGAGAGAAGGCUCACUCCUUGGCCCCUCCACCUCCUCCCAUAAGAGCCAGGCCUACGCCCAUGGAUGAGGAGAGGAGUGCCCCUGCCAUCUCCCCAGAGCCACCUGAUGAGGGGGACCCCAUUCUAACAGCUCCACAACCCAGUUCUCAUGCAACGGCUGCAGAGAUAGCAAACAACUGCCCGAACCCAAAGCGAUGUCCUAGUCCAGAUGUGGCCCACACCUAUACUGAGCCCCUCAUAUUGAGGUUGAAUGGCACCCCAGAAAGGUUGCGAGGUGAUGAUGGAGACAAGUGCCUCGCACACACGGAGCUUACAACACCCAGCAAGAGUAUUACAUCUCAACCAGCAGCCCGAUCCACGCCCGUCCACCACACCCAGCCAUGUCGGACACAGCCCAGCAGCCAACUACGCAACGGCAGCAAGCACCACACACACUCCUCCCCUCACACGCACUGUCCGCAUCACACGCACUCGCCUCACACGCACGGCCUCCAUUCCAACGGGGUCAGGAACGGGGGCCCUCAUCCUAAGCUGGGCUCCCUCCCGAGAGGUGGCUCAUCCACCUCCUCGUCCUCUUCAGCAGGACCCAAACACACCAAGAAAUUGCAGUCCAACCCGUCCAUCACCUCCCAGAGCAGCAAGAGGAGCAAGAGCAGCUCCAAGAGCAACAGCUCUCAGAUUCCCACAGAGGCACAGGACGAUUGCUGCGUUCACUGUAUUCUGGCCUGCCUCUUCUGCGAGUUCCUGACUCUGUGUAACAUCGUGCUGGACUGUGCCACCUGCGGCUCCUGCGCGGGGGACGACUCGUGUUUCUGCUGCUGCUGUGCGACGGAGGAGUGCGGCGACUGUGACCUGCCUUGUGACAUGGACUGUGGCAUCAUUGACGCCUGCUGUGAGUCUGCAGACUGCCUGGAGAUCUGCAUGGAAUGCUGCAGCCUUUGCUUCUCCUCCUGAGGCCCCCAGCCGCUACCACCGCCACCACAGGAGGCAAAGUACAUGUCGGUUCCACACUCCCACAAGCCCAGGAACAACUUUGACCAGUGUCUUAUCAGAGCUGAGAAGUGCUACACGCAGUCUUUGUUGCCUGGGCUCUGUGGUUAACACUAUAUUGGCUGGCCUAGUUGGCUCUACAAUAUGUCCAAUGUUUCUUACAAGGUUUGCCAAGCGAGAGAUGCUGAGAGCAGUCACUGGUGAAUUCUUCCCUCCUCCAUUGAUCAAACGAAGGGACAGUAGCUUCCCUGCCUUGUCUUUGCUGUGGGUCCAUUGCUACACAGCUGGAUAUAUGGUGCAGAGUGACUUCCAGCUGUGGUCCGAGAGUGUCUGCCAGACUGCGCAGACCGGGCCUCUGGACCCUCACAGAACAAGCUAUUAUUACAAUGGAGCCCCUUGUGCCGUCUGAAUGACUGGAGUUCCCCAAGCAUGAAAAAUGACCUCCAAAAGCAAAUGAGAAAAUGGCUCCAUUUAACCGGAUUUUAGUGUUUCUGUAGAUAAGAGCAGCAGCAUAAUGGGAAAAUGGACGCUCAGAUCUCAGUAGAAAUGUAGUCUGUCCUCCUGUCCUUGGCGAGUUUAAAGUCUUCCAGUUUGAUUGCGUACAGUGGCCUUUGUGACACACACACACACACACACACUUAGUGGAGGAUGUUGAAUCCACCGCUGUCUUUGUCCUCGUUGCAAUGUACAAAAUAGAGAAAACAUUAAUGGUGGCUUGUGGCAAUAUUACAGACAAAUUUCUUUUGUUAAUAUGCAUCUCACUUAACGGACUUAUUCAGAGAAGAACCAUGAGAGCGCCGCGCAUCAGCCUGAAGAUGGACAUCAGAGUGAAAGGUUGAUAAGCUUGAUAAGGUCAUGGACACAUUCUCUACUCUAACAUGUGAAAGGAGAGAGUUCUUAAUCAAAAGUCUCUCCUCGUUUAAUGUUUCACAUCUUGUUUACUUUUUCAUUUUUCUAUUUUGAGGGGCUGUAUUCAGUGAAUCCCUACUCGUCUGAACGGUCAGAGCUCGUAAAGGACUGGUAGAGGAUUGGAAGGCAUCAUCUCUUUUUUUAAUACAUUUCAUUUUUCUUUGUCGUUCUUGCUAUGUGAACAAAUGGCCUUGGCUUAGCUUAAGGCCUGAAUUUUCAAGUAGAUUCCUCACCUUUACCAAAUCUCUAUUAAUCCUUGUUUUGUAGAUUUUAGUUAAGAUAUUUGCAUUUCUCCUCUAAUGUGAAAAUCACAUUUCUGUGUUAUCGGGUUCUGCCGGGCUCUCUGUCAAGCAGACAUUGCUCAACAUCUAAUUUAAUUCCUUGAGUGAAAAUCUCACAACAUUAUGCUAAGUUAGAUCCAUAUGCUCGUAGUAUGAAUGGUACGCUUUUGAUAACAGGCCCGCACUCUCGUAUGCUCAGAUGCAUACCUUCUCCAACCCAAUACCUCUUGAGAUGUCACCUAGAUCUGUUGUGCAUUUUAAAAUGACUUGAUAAAAAAAUUCCUCUCCUCUCUGAUCAAAAUACUGUUUGUGCAAUCCUCCUUUCUUGGAAAUACCAAAGAGUUUUCCUCUUACUGGACCUUAGUUUCUUGACCUACAGUUAUUUUACUUUGAAGGGUCUUUGCUAUGCUAAUAUGGCUGUGGUUGGUUAAACCCUAUUUUAAGGGCUGAAAUAUAACACUGUUGAUUAAGAAUAUACACUAGGCUGUAGUUUUUCAGAAAUCAACAAAUGCAACUUGAGAAGAUAUUAUGACUCGAAAUGUCUGUUUGUAUCAGAUAGAACAUGUUUCCAAUUUUUAACUCCUUCGAACUCAACUGAAAAGAAAUCCUGGAGAGCCCUGGAAAACAAUGCAAUUUAUUUACAGUACAAAGAGAUUUAUGAAGGGAGAACUGGAAUAUAUAAUGUUGUGUAUAGACGUGAUAACAAUGUUAUUUGUUUGGAUUUACAACAUAUUGCAUAUUCUGACAAUGUUGCUUCAUCGAGGUACAUGUUCUCCAUCACCAGACCACAGACUGUCAAAGGAGUUGAUGUAGCCGAUCAGUCUGACAAGUGAAGACAAUGCACAAGUGCCUUUAACCUGUAUUCUCCCUAAUGACCAGCAGUGGGUGACUCCACUGGUUCCAAAAAACGUCCAAAUGUAUGGAAGUCUAUGAGAAAAUGACCCUACUUGAUUUAUUACCUCAGUACACAUUUUCCCAAGAAGUUAAUGAUCUCAAUCACAAGUUCCAAUCCUUCAAUACAACAUGUUUAUUCUGUUGAAUAUGCUCCCAAUUAGAAUAAAUAGAUAUGCAAUAAAGGCAUAGCAAUGCGUAUCUAUGGCACCGUGUUGAAACCUUGAAUUAUGAAAAACCAGGUGCACUGGCAUGCAAAGUGUCCAAGAGUUCUUAGUCAGAUCCACUAUCUUAUCCAAAUAUGGUCACUUCUGGCUCCAAAAACAAGCUGUGAUGGCCAAAUUGCCAAACUCAAGGCUUCAAAACAAAAAACCCAUGGGUAACGUCACAAUGGCUUCUCUUACACACUAAACCAGACCAACUUCAUGACAAAAAGCAUAGGGGCGAACUGUGAUAAAUAACUAGGGGUGGUGUGCAAAGCUAAUCUAUACACGUUUGGUAUAAAAACAUUGGCAGAUAGCAAAGCUGACUGCCUGUUGACUCUGCCUGUUAGCAGGCAGUGUUACAAUAAACAGUUAAAACAGUUUGCCAGGGCAAACAAGAAUAUGAAUACAUGUUAACAUAUGUUUCCUACAUGCUCAUUUUUCAGCUAAAACAAUAGCUUCACUGUUUAUUAACCCAACCCAACUGGCAUGUUGUUUCCUAUCAUUUAUGACUGUACAUAACCACAGCACCACUCGCUCCAGCUCCAGUUUCAACAUUCUUCCUCCUCUGCAGCUCAACUCAAACACAGUCCAAAGGGGCAAUCCGUUCAGCCUUCAAAACCAAAAUAAAUCCAGUUUUCAUAAAUUUUAAGUUCACAGACAGACUUAUCUGUGGUUUGAUGCUUUCUGAGUUGAUUUUAUUUUAUUUAAAUUCCUGUGCAGAUGUAACUGGAGGAAUAAAGUCAACAAAAACCUACCUGUGGCAGACAGCAGGGCUUUGCAAAUCUCUUUUUGGCAGUAGAUCAUAUAAACAUGUCUGACUCUCCUGUGAGGUUGUUGGUUUCCAAAAGUAGCUUCACCUGGGUUUUUUGAAGAGGUCCUGUUGGACUGUAAAGUGCAGAGAGAAGGUGCAGCAGCCUGUCGGCGCUACAGCUAGGUCGGGCAAUGCAACAUAAAUCAUGAGAAACAACAUUUUAAUACGGCCUGGGUUGAAAAACAGUGAACACAUCAUUUAUAUUUUAUUUAAUGAUGUUGGAAUAAUAUUUUAUGACUUGAUCAUUAAACACUACUUUAUAUCUUUACUGAGAAGUGCUUCACAAUUUGUAAGGAGUGGAGGCAGUCUGGAGGGAUAGAAACACUAAUUGGUUGGUCUGGGGAUGGAGAACACUGUUUGGACAUAGAAAGUUCCAAGAUGAACAUUGGUCUGAAACAUUUCGGUCAUUCUCUGGAUUGUAAAGAUUGUUUGGAGACAUGGAUUUGAUGUUGUGUCUGUACCAGACAGGUCAUCAUGUCUUUUCCAGAUAAUUCCCCUGUACUUAAUCAAGCUAUUGCAGUAAUACUGGAAGAAAAACAAGUUUACUUUCACUGUUGUCCAUGCUCAGUAUUAUCAGUGUUUUGUUAGAAUUACUUUGACUACAGAAAUGUCUAACUGUUGACUUUCAUUGAUUUAUUGACUUAUUAUGAGAUGUCAUUUGGAUAUUGAUUUUAAAGGGCUAGCCACCUCUGCUAGUACUCUGAAAGUUAUCCUAGCCCAGCUGAAUUGUUACUAGACUGUAGUCCACUAUAAUGUCAUGUUGUUUACACUACUCCAUUUUUAUGUCAAUUUGAAUUGCUGUCCUGGAAGUCACAUUAAAUCUCUUAGUUUAAUACUGAAUAAACAAUGUGAACUCCA
Centropristis striata (black sea bass) is the source of this 5417-nucleotide messenger RNA. RefSeq names its product MyoD family inhibitor (gene mdfi). The transcript has 5 exons. The record is from RefSeq and is a predicted model, not a curated record. The coding region runs from base 532 to 1425 and encodes 297 amino acids. NCBI's taxonomy places the organism in Eukaryota, Metazoa, Chordata, Actinopteri, Perciformes, Serranidae.